Salpingoeca rosetta is the source of this 489-nucleotide messenger RNA. RefSeq lists its product as uncharacterized. The transcript has 4 exons. The coding region runs from base 1 to 489 and encodes 162 amino acids. The record is from RefSeq and is a predicted model, not a curated record. NCBI's taxonomy places the organism in Eukaryota, Choanoflagellata, Craspedida, Salpingoecidae.
AUGGAAGCCAGGAAGGAGAAAGGGCUGCACGCGGCCCGGCAGCUGCACGCGGGCGCAUCGCUCUUCUCCACACGCAUCGCCCUGCAGAAAGCGGUGGCUCCCAUUACAACGCUGACGCCAACCACGACCCUGAAGGAACACGACGAGACACAUGCCGAAGAAGCAAAGCACAAGCUGACGCGGCUUGCAUGGCACAUUGCGCAGCUGCAGCAGGAAAUGUUGGAUGCGCUUGCACCGAGCAGCGAGGCAGAGAAUGACAACAAAAACGAGGAAGAUGAGGAGCAAGACAAAAACGACAAGGACGAGGAUGAGGAUGACGAUGCUAAUGAAAGUGAUGAGGAUGAGGAUAGGGAUGAGGAUGAGACGGGCGAGAGGAAGAGCAAGAAGGCGAAGCGGCUCACCACGCCGUUUACGGUCAUCGAGGAUGAAGACGCACAGCUCGCUGCCAUGGAGGCAGCAUGCCGGCGACACCACGACAGGUCUUGUUGA